AUGUCUCAGAUUUAUCACAAGGUCAGAGAUGCGGUGACGAAAGAUUCGAGCAAAAAUCGCACUGACAAUAGCUCGAAUACUGGCAACGGAUCCAACAAGAGUACCAACGUCGGUGACUAUGGUUCUCAGCGCGGCGCAGGCAAUGGCACAUCCAACAUUGAGGGUUAUAGUUCUCAGGGUUUUGGCGGAUAUGCACCGGGAGGCAGCAGCUAUAACACUCGGUUUGGGGCCGCUCAGCAUACCGAAGGAUCUCAAGGGCAUAACGGCAAGCGACGCAGCUCCGGUACGGAGUCGUACUUCAGCCAUACUAUCAGCGGUACGCAGCGAGACCAACGGUGA
This is a messenger RNA of Aspergillus tanneri, 339 nucleotides long. RefSeq lists its product as uncharacterized. The record is from RefSeq and is a predicted model, not a curated record. Bases 1 to 339 code for a protein of 112 amino acids. Lineage: Eukaryota; Fungi; Ascomycota; Eurotiomycetes; Eurotiales; Aspergillaceae. The transcript has 2 exons.